Podarcis muralis (Common wall lizard) is the source of this 1933-nucleotide messenger RNA. Its product is annotated as long-chain fatty acid transport protein 2-like. NCBI's taxonomy places the organism in Eukaryota, Metazoa, Chordata, Lepidosauria, Squamata, Lacertidae. Gene Ontology annotation, biological process: bile acid metabolic process; long-chain fatty acid import into cell; long-chain fatty acid metabolic process. Gene Ontology annotation, molecular function: long-chain fatty acid transmembrane transporter activity; long-chain fatty acid-CoA ligase activity. Gene Ontology annotation, cellular component: endoplasmic reticulum membrane; plasma membrane. The record is from RefSeq and is a predicted model, not a curated record.
GCUUGGGUCUUCUGAAGCCAGAGCCCAGCCAUGCUUGAUGUGAGCGUGGUUGUGUCAGGGAUCUUGAUCCUUCUCUACCACCUGGGGAAAUUUUACAGCCCCUAUUUUUGGCAGGACGUGGUCGCCUUCUUUCGCAUCGUUAAAUUUGGAUACAAAUGCCACAGGUGUGUCUACCGCAAACCUCCCAUCACCUUACUGGACCUCUUCUUGGCCAAAGUCCAGAAGCACCCAGAGAAGCCCCUGGUCCUCUUUGGAGACGAAACCUAUUCCUACCGAGAUAUCGACAGGCGCAGCAGUCAGCUGGCCAGAGUGCUCCGGGACCACGUGGGGCUGGAAGAAGGGGAAACGGUGGCUGUUUUCCUCAAGAACGUCCCUGCCUAUCUCUGGGUCUGGAUGGGACUGGAGAAGAUUGGCAGCGCCAUGGCGUGUAUCAACUAUAACAUCCGAGCCAAGUCUCUCUUGCAUGCCCUCAGCUCCUGCAAGGCCAAAGUGCUACUGACAACUCCAGAUUUCAAGGCCGCCAUUGAGGAUGUCCUUCCCACUCUAAAGAAUGAAGGAGUCCAAGUUUUCUUCCUAAGCGAAGACUCCCCAACCGAGGGUGUGGAAGCUUUGCUUGGGCAGAUCCAAUCCAGCUCAGCCGAGCCUCUGCCCAUUUCCUUCAGAGCCAACAUAACUGCUGAAUCUACAUCCCUGUAUAUUUUCACCUCUGGGACUACAGGGCUACCGAAAGCUGCUAUCCUUUCCCAGAGAAAGAUGCUGAUAGCAUCCAACCUAUCAGGCCACCUUGGGGCCCGCCCCAAGGACAUCGUCUACAUCCCGCUCCCGCUGUACCACUCAGUUGCACUCUUAGUUGGGGUUGGAGGAUGCCUGGAAGCUGGGUCUACAUGUGUCUUGAGACCUAAGUUUUCCGUUUCUGAGUUCUGGAAUGACUGCAGACGAUAUCGCGUCUCCCUGAUCCUGUAUGUGGGAGAAAUGAUGCGCUACCUGUGUAAUGUGAAAAAGACAGACAGCGACCGAGACCACUGUGUGCGAAUGGCAAUAGGCAACGGCAUGCGUGCGGACGUCUGGAAGGAGUUCCUGCACCGAUUUGGACCCGUCCAAAUCUAUGAGAUCUAUGGAGCGACAGAGGGGAACGUCGGGUUUUUUAACACCACAGGAAAAGUCGGAGCUGUGGGAAGGUCCCACUUCCUCUACAAGAAACUGGCAAAGUACGAAAUCAUCAAGUAUGACGUUGACAAGGAUGAGCCUGUGAGAGGCAAGAACGGACAUUGCAUCCCAGUGACUCCAGGUGAGACAGGCUUGUUUGUGUCCAAAAUCACUGGGCUUGCCCCGUUCUAUGGCUACGCUGGAGACCGACAGAAGUCGGAGAAGAAGAUUCUCCGGGAUGUUUUCACCAAAGGAGACUGCUACUUCAAUAGCGGCGACCUUCUGAUGGAAGACCAAGAAGGCUUUCUAUAUUUCAAGGACCGGGUAGGAGAUACUUUCCGCUGGAAAGGGGAAAACGUGGCCACCACGGAAGUGGAGAACAUCCUGGCACCACUGAGAUUCAUCCAGGAAGUCAAUGUCUAUGGGGUACCAGUGCCAGGCCAUGAAGGAAAGACUGGGAUGGCUGCAAUCUGCCUUAAGAAGGGGCACUCCUUUGACGGGCAGAAGCUGUAUGCGCACGCCAAGGAUCUCCUGCCAGCCUAUGCCAUACCUCGCUUCGUUCGCAUCCAGGACACCCUGGAGAUCACGGGCACUUUCAAGCAGAUCAAAAGCCAGUUGGUAAAGGAAGGAUUUGACCCUGCUGUCAUCAGUGACCCCCUCUUCUUCCUCGAUGACUCUGAAGAAUGUUACAUGCCCUUGACUCCACAGAUCUUCAGCACCAUUGCAGAGAGGAAGCUGAAGCUGUGAAAAGGAGCAAUUGUCUCUUUAACUGCCCUAGUGGCAACCU